CUCUAGUGGUAAUGAGUUCGUUAAUUGGACAACAAACAUCUGGUCACUAUGCUGGAGACUUGUUCACUUGUGAGGAAGGUGUGUUGUCCUUACAUAACGCUAUGGCCGGGAGAGAGUUGUUUUUUGCAGCGUUUGGCGUUUUGAUAGCGUUUGUGCAUUUGAGUUAUUCGGCUCCAGUAAACGAGACAUUGACAUCAAAUAAAACCGACACAGAGACGAAUUCUACAGACGAUGGCUACGAUAUGGACAUGAGAUAUGGCGCCAUUCUUGAUGCCGGAAGUACUAGUACAAAAGUCCAUAUAUACUCGUGGAAACGCAAAGUCCACGAGACAACGGUUCCACAAAUAACGGAAGUUCAAUACCGGAAGUACAAACCAGGAGUUGGGGUCUUCGCUGACCGGGAGCACGAGAUGGGAGGUUACCUAACAUCCAUGUUUGAUUUCCUGUCGUCAAAUGUUCCCGCUCAUGCCCAUAACACUACCCCUGUUUUGUUUAUGGCAACUGCAGGUGUACGGCUGUUACCGGAGUCCGCGGCUCAGUCCAUUUUACGCGGUGUCCACUCCGUAAUGUCCAACUCCAGUCUCAAUCCUUUCCUGUACAAAGAGCGAUUUGUACGGAUCCUAUCGGGAGAAGAGGAGGGCUUUCUUGCCUGGAUCGCAACCAACUAUCUUCAUGAUUUCUUCACCACACAGCGACCGCUGGAAGACAGUCUGGGUAUUAUUGAAGUUGGGGGCGGGUCCUGUCAAAUCGCCUUUAUACCGGAAGUACCUAUUUAUGAGGAUAAGAUGCCGGUGUAUAUUGGGGGCCACACUUAUGAGGUGUAUACCCACAGCUUCCUUUCUUAUGGGGCAAAGACCAUGACGUCACGCAUCCGAAACCAUCUCGUGCGCAAGAACCAGCACGCCAUUGCCCUAGUAGAUCCUUGUAUGUUAUUAGACGACACCUACAAUCUCACCACCAACGACAAGACUGUGAAGAUCGUCGGAGGAAGUAACGCCUCGGAGUGCCAGAGCGUCCUCCGCCAUUACUUGGACAAAGUACCCGAGUACAUGUGUUCUCCUAAACCUUGCACCAUUGGGUCAGUUUACGGACCCCCAGUAGGCAGUCGGAGGUUUAUUGCCAUGGGCGUGGUCUACAACACCGCCAAGGAACUGGGCCUACUGAAAGGUGGAGUUGCCCAACUGGUACCCAGUGUGAUGGAACACAGGACCAAGGAAUUCUGUAAACUGCGAUUGUCCGAGGCCUAUGACCAGUACGGAGUAGACGAGAAGUGGGCAUCCUCAGACUGCCAAAAUGGCCUGUAUACACCUAUGUUACUGGAGGCGCUGGGGUUCGAACCAAACACCACAGCCAUACAAACAAAAACAAGGGCAGGGGGAGCGAAAAUUGGUUGGAGUCUUGGUGCCAUGCUACAGGAAGAAGAACGACAGUAUCGCAGUGACGUCAUGUAAAGAGUUAACACAGACGGACCCUUGUGUGACAUUGAAUAACGUUCACAGAAGUUGACUUUGUCAUCUACUCGGACCAUCAAAUUAUCGAGAUUAUACACACAUUAAUUAUCUGUGUUAUGAGACGUGAUGGCAGGAAGUGUACAGAGAUAUUGGCUUAGAAAUUAUUUCAUCAACUCUGUAAUAAUGGAAGUAUUUGACAUGGACACUGACAGUCUGGCCUAGAGAUGUUAACCUUAGGAAAUACUGUUGUUUUAAUGUUUCACCUUAUAUACUUUUGUUUCAUAUUUUUGUUUUGAUAAUGGAGUGGAGCAUUCAAAUUACGUCAUAAUUAAGCACUAAAGGAAAUCGUUUGUAUAUCUGAAUCUUUACUUAAUAAAGAAGUCAAUUUUCUCAAAGA
Molecule: messenger RNA, 1848 nt
Organism: Pecten maximus
Lineage: Eukaryota; Metazoa; Mollusca; Bivalvia; Pectinida; Pectinidae
Product: ectonucleoside triphosphate diphosphohydrolase 5-like
Exons: 7
Coding region: 12-1451 (479 amino acids)
Biological process (GO): nucleoside diphosphate catabolic process
Cellular component (GO): membrane
Molecular function (GO): GDP phosphatase activity; UDP phosphatase activity
Source: RefSeq, a predicted model, not a curated record